Messenger RNA from Penicillium bovifimosum, 429 nucleotides. RefSeq lists its product as uncharacterized. The transcript has a single exon. The coding region runs from base 1 to 429 and encodes 142 amino acids. The record is from RefSeq and is a predicted model, not a curated record. Lineage: Eukaryota; Fungi; Ascomycota; Eurotiomycetes; Eurotiales; Aspergillaceae.
AUGUCUGAGACACCCGGUUUCGCCCUCCGCCUAGAGCAGGAAUCAGUCUUAAUAGACCAUCCGGAUAUGCAACUCGUCCUUGUUGAAACCCCACCGCCCUUUCACCAUGUCCAUCAACCCCAAACUGCAGGAAGCACAAGUCCUACUCCUACCACGCCGCCGGCUCAGCCAGCCACUCACCCCCAAGGUCCAUCAAUCACGAAUCCAACGGUUGCCACAAGACAGCGUAGGGCGUAUAACCGCCGCAUCCCAUCCAAGCAAGCUGUGGGAUACGAGGAGAGUGAAGUUGUGGCCAGACAAUGCUACGAUAGAUUGCUGAAAUGGCACGUAUUGUGCAACUUCAGCCUGAAAAAUAUCAAUCCAGUCAUCCUCAAUGGGUAUCCCGAUGCAGCAGCGCCGCCCCCAGCGCCCUACACACGAAAGCGUUGA